Molecule: messenger RNA, 1805 nt
Organism: Ananas comosus (pineapple)
Lineage: Eukaryota; Viridiplantae; Streptophyta; Magnoliopsida; Poales; Bromeliaceae
Product: pto-interacting protein 1-like
Exons: 8
Coding region: 486-1571 (361 amino acids)
Biological process (GO): protein phosphorylation
Molecular function (GO): protein kinase activity; ATP binding
Source: RefSeq, a predicted model, not a curated record
GCCAUUCCGUGACGGCACCUGGACAACAGCAGCAGCAGCAGCAGCAGCAGCGGCGGCAGCGAAUUGAUCUGGUCUGAUCCGACUCGGCGGUUGUUGUUUUGCGGGUCGCUGCGCCGACGGACGAACCCAGUCGGUCUCGAGGCCGGUGAGGUCACCUCCGAUGGUGCGGUCACGGACGGCGUAACUGCACGCGACGGCAAAAGACAAAAAAAAAUGAAUACUGAAGAGAGCGACAGGGACUCAAAACCGAAAACCCAUUGAAGGUUCCAAGUUACGAGUCAAAAACAAUAUUUGAGGUUUCAGAAGGCUUUCUUUCGAUCCAUCGGCGAGAGUACUGGCAUCUUCUUCUUCUUCCUCCUCGAUCUACUUCCCCUCCCGCCGCUGGCGCCUCGAGAAAGGUCAGAGAUCGAUUGCGCGAGACUCUCUUUGUUCUUAUCCGAUCGUAUCGAUUAUGCGGGGGGGAGCUCAUUUAACUUUGGACGGUCAUGUGUUUCUCCUGUUUCUCUGGAAACGAUAGACGACAGCGAGCGGAUCAGGAUGGACCCUCUACGGCAAGCCAUGCAACAGGCAAUUAUGGAGCUAGUUAUGCAUCACAUCCUGCCCCGAGGGCUCCUCAACCUGUGAGAAUGCAGCCUAUUGAAGUUCCUUCCAUUUCUGUUGAGGAAAUAAAAGAAAUCGCGAAAAAUUUUAGCAAUGAUGCUUUAAUUGGAGAAGGCUCUUAUGCCAGAGUAUACUAUGGUGUCUUGAGAAACGGAAGAAAAUCUGCAGUUAAAAAGCUUGAUGCCAGCAAGCAGCCCGAUCAAGAAUUUCUCACGCAGGUGUCCAUGGUCUCAAGGUUAACUCAUGAAAAUGUCAUUGAGCUGCUCGGUUAUUGUGUUGAUGGAAAUCUCCGUGUACUUGCUUACGAGUAUGCGACGAUGGGGUCCCUUCAUGAUAUUCUACACGGGAGGAAAGGUGUGAAAGGAGCACAACCUGGUCCAGUUUUAUCUUGGGCACAGCGUGUAAAAAUUGCUGUGGGAGCCGCUAGGGGACUUGAAUACCUACAUGAGAAAGCGCAACCCCAAGUCAUUCACCGUGAUAUCAAAUCCAGCAAUAUACUUCUUUUUGAGGACUAUGUCGCAAAAAUAGGCGAUUUUGACUUGUCGAAUCAGUCUCCUGACAUGGCUGCACGCCUCCACUCUACUCGUGUUCUUGGAACUUUUGGCUAUCAUUCUCCAGAGUAUGCAAUGACUGGGCAGCUUAGCACGAAGAGUGACGUUUACAGCUUUGGUGUGGUCCUUUUGGAGCUUUUGACUGGGCGUAAACCGGUUGAUCAUACGUUACCACGGGGUCAGCAGAGUCUUGUGACAUGGGCCGCGCCAAGACUUAGUGAAGAUAAGGUGAGGCAAUGUGUGGACCCCAGGCUAGGCAGUGAGUACCCUCCCAAGGCUGUUGCAAAGUUGGCUGCGGUAGCUGCUCUAUGCAUACAGUAUGAAGCUGAUUUCAGGCCCAACAUGAGCAUAGUUGUCAAAGCUCUCCAGCCUCUGUUGAAUGUUCGGUCUGGCCCUUCUGCCGAGGCUCCACGAGUGUGAAAUUCUUCUGUCUUCUUCUUUUGCUUCUUGUAGUGCUUCACAAUUGGGGAUUGCUUGCCAACAAGUUUUUUCUUUUCUCUCUCUUUUUUUGUAUGUUUUCUUUUUUUUUGAGUGGAGUUUCCCAACAAGGUAUGAGGAUCUUUCCUUGUAUAUCCAUGUAUGCUUAUUAUAUUAAUAGUGUGUGAAUAACAUCUUGAUCUCUAUAGGUUAAUCUAUCAGAGACCUUUGACGGAA